AUGGCCAGUGUCCUGUCCCGGCGCCUCGGCAAGCGGUCCCUUCUGGGAGCCCGGGUGUUGGGACCACCUGGGGCUGCCCCACCCUCGGAGCCUCAGGCAGAGCUGCUGGAGGGGGCAGCUCCCCAGCCCUUUGUUGCCUCCAAGGAUGCGUCCUGUCAGGAGCAGCCUAAGGAAGUCCUCAAGGCUCCGGGCACCUCGGGCCUCCAGCAGGUGGCCUUUCACCCCGGGCAGAAGGUUUGUGUGUGGUACGGGGGUCAAGAGUGCACAGGACUGGUGGAGCGGCAUAGCUGGGCAGAGGAUAAGGUGACUGUCUGGCUGUUGGACCAGAAGUUACAGAUCUGCUGCAAAGCGGAGGAGGUGUGGCUGGCCGAGCCGCCGGGCCGCAUCCCCCAGGUGCCGCCUCCAGAGCAGGGAACCCAGGCGCCAGCCUACAGGCCUGUGUCCAGGAACAUUGAUGUCCCAAAGAGGAAGUCGGAUGCAGUGGAAAUGGACGAGAUGAUGGCGGCCAUGGUGCUCACGUCGCUGUCCUGCAGCCCGGUCGUACAGAGUCCUCCCGGGGGCGAGGCCAACUUUUCUGCCUCCCGCACGGCCUGCGACCCCUGGAAGGAGAGCGGCGACGUGUCGGACAGCGGCAGCAGCACCACCAGUGGGCACUGGAGCGGGAGCAGCGGCGUCUCCACCCCCUCGCCCCCCCACCCCCAGGCCAGCCCCAAGUACCUGGGGGACGCCUUUGGCUCUCCCCAGACGGAUCACGGAUUUGAGACCGACCCGGACGCUUUCCUGUUGGAUGAACCAGCUCCCCGAAAAAGAAAGAACUCGGUGAAGGUGAUGUACAAGUGCCUGUGGCCCAGCUGUGGCAAAGUCCUGCGCUCCAUUGUGGGCAUCAAACGACACGUGAAAGCCCUCCACCUAGGGGACACCGUGGACUCCGACCAGUUCAAGCGGGAGGAGGAUUUCUACUACACAGAGGUGCAGAUGAAGGGGGAAGCUGCUGCGGCUGGCGGCCCCACAGCCGACCCGGCUCCGACCCCCAGUGUGACCAGCCCGCCCCUCACCAUCCUGCCCCCACCGCCUCCUCCCAAAGCCCAGUCCUCAGGCCCAGAUCACCCUGGCCUGGAGUCUUACCUGCCCUCCGGUGCUCUCAGCAAGUCAGCUCCUGGCUCCUUCUGGCACAUUCAGGCCGACCAUGCAUACCAGGCUCUGCCACCUUUCCAGAUCCCGGUCUCCCCGCACAUCUACACCAGCAUCAGCUGGGCCGCGGCCCCCUCCAGCGCCUCCUCCCUGUCCCCGGUCCGGAGCCGGUCGCUAAGCUUCAGCGAGCCCCAGCAGCCGCCCCCUGCCAUGAAGUCUCACCUGAUCGUCACGUCUCCACCUCGGGCCCAGAGCACCACCAGGAAAGCCCGCGGGGAAGCUAAGAAGUGCCGCAAGGUGUACGGCAUCGAGCACCGAGACCAGUGGUGCACCGCCUGCCGCUGGAAGAAGGCCUGCCAGCGCUUCCUAGACUGA
This is a messenger RNA of Rangifer tarandus platyrhynchus (Svalbard reindeer), 1506 nucleotides long. NCBI's taxonomy places the organism in Eukaryota, Metazoa, Chordata, Mammalia, Artiodactyla, Cervidae. The record is from the annotation of a GenBank genome assembly.